AUGAGUCAGUCGCGAAGCACUGACGACGAAGACAGCGAGGAUACUGUAACAACCGCUUAUUUGCCUACCGAGGGUAAGAUCUACUGUCUUAUGACUUCAUUAAAAGAUUUUAAGACUGAUGUUGAUCAACAGUCUUAAAAAUAUUUUAAAAUUUCAGUAGAAAGUACCCAGCUGAGUGGCAUCUCGGUUCUUACCUACAGCUUGACCUCGGUACCUGAUGAGCCUUUCAACCAUGCUGAACGACAGCUGGAGCGGCUUUUGAAUCAGCGGAAUAUCAUCAUGAACGAGUACCAUGAAAUCAGAAUGAACGAGGGACCGGUUUUGACUUUAUUUGGAGUUCGUAUCACGACUGGCCUUGUAGGUUUUUAAUUUUAAAUUUUUGGUAACAAUAGGAAGUGAGGGCGCAGUUAGAACGUCUUUUUUAUACAAAACUUUUGCUUUGAAGCCGUGGCCAAAGGCUAGUUGGAACACGUCUUUUAGAUGCUGUUGGCCCUGUUUGAGUAUGUUUUGUCGUAUUUUAAAUAUUAAACUACCUUUUCUGCCACUUUAGGACCUUCUGAAGAGCUACUCUGUCUUGUACUGGUUCUUCAUGUGUACUCGGAUCAUCAUGCGCUUCGACCUGUACCUGUUUAUGGCUCUGUUUGGUACAGUUAGUACCUUCUUUAGCAGUUUUAGUCUAGCCUCGGACUAUACUUACUUUCUGGUACCGAUGGUACUGGCAUUAUUCUUGGAAGUACUCAUCGCCGUCAAACAGUUGUACGUCAUCUUGGUCUUGCUCCCCGGUCUGUAAGUUGUUUUACUGUACUUUUAUAGUGGCCUAUGAUUAGUAAUGUAACUCUUCUUUAUAGUGUGGCUUCCUUUAUUGAUAACUUAUGUCAAUAUUUAUUAUAAAUAACUUAAUAAAUGGUCAAAAGUGAAUAGAACUACAGAUGAGAGUGUUAGCCAUGUUUACUUCUACUUAAUAACUUAACAUUACCUGAACUACUAUAAUUUAUGAUUUCCAGAUCUCUGACUAGCUACGAAAGUUACUCUCACCUCUUCGGCACAUUACUAUCACUAGACUUGAUUAACAAUGACGUAAGGUAA
Messenger RNA from Bursaphelenchus okinawaensis, 1086 nucleotides. The record is from the annotation of a GenBank genome assembly. NCBI's taxonomy places the organism in Eukaryota, Metazoa, Nematoda, Chromadorea, Rhabditida, Aphelenchoididae.